AUGUCCCGUCAUCAAUAUUCAUCUAAUAAUCCUGCCGCUAUAGCAGCCGCUCAAGCUUCACAUAAUCCAUUAUCUUCAACUGCAAUUAAAAUGAAUAACGUCAUGAAUAACGGAACAUCAACCGGUGGUCAUCAUCAUCAUACAGGACAACAAGGGACAAUGAUUCCUGGAACUAAUGUUGUGUCAUCAAAUUCUCAAUCUGGUUCCAAUAAUUCUUCAGUAGUUGGAUUACAUUAUAAAAUUGGUAAGAAAAUUGGUGAAGGUUCUUUUGGUGUUAUAUUUGAAGGUACUAAUAUAAUAAAUGGUGUACCAGUAGCAAUUAAAUUUGAACCAAGAAAAACUGAAGCUCCUCAAUUAAGAGAUGAAUAUAGAACUUAUAAACAUUUACAAGGUUGUGAAGGAAUUCCAAAUGCAUAUUAUUUUGGUCAAGAAGGAUUACAUAAUAUUUUAGUUAUUGAUUUAUUAGGACCCUCGUUGGAAGAUUUAUUUGAUUGGUGUGGUAGAAGAUUUAGUGUUAAAACCGUGGUUCAAGUUGCAAUUCAAAUGUUAUCCCUUGUUGAAGAAGUACAUCGUCAUGAUUUAAUUUAUAGAGAUAUUAAACCUGAUAAUUUCUUAAUUGGUCGUCAAGGAUUACCCGAUGAAAAUCAUGUUCAUUUAAUUGAUUUUGGAAUGGCAAAACAAUAUCGUGAUCCCAGAACAAAACAACAUAUUCCAUAUAGAGAAAAGAAAUCAUUGAGUGGUACUGCUCGUUAUAUGUCAAUUAAUACUCAUCUAGGUAGAGAACAAUCAAGAAGAGAUGAUUUAGAAGCUUUAGGGCAUGUAUUUUUUUAUUUCUUAAGAGGUCAAUUACCAUGGCAAGGUUUAAAAGCUCCUACUAAUAAACAAAAAUAUGAAAAAAUUGGUGACAAGAAAAGAACAACACCUGCAGUUACACUUUGUGAAGGAUUACCUCCACAAUUUGCCGAAUAUUUAGAUAAUGUUAGAUCAUUACCAUUUGAUGCCGAACCUGAUUAUGAAGAAUAUAGAAUGUUAUUAUUAUCAGUAUUGGAUGAUUUUGGCCAAUCAUGUGAUGGAGAUUAUGAUUGGAUGCAUCUUAAUGGAGGUAGAGGUUGGGAUGCAUCCAUUAAUAAAAAACCUAAUUUACAUGGUUAUGGACAUCCAAACCCACCUAAUGAACGUGAUAGAAGACAUCGUGAUCAAAGAAGAAAUAGACAAACUCAACAACAAUUACAACAUCAACAAUUACAACAACAGCAACAACAACAAGCACAGCAACAAGCACAACAAUUGUCGGCUGCACAAUUACAUCAACAGAAAUUACAAACUUUGGUUAAUAGACCAUUACCUCCAAUCAAACAAGAUAAUCAAGGUAAUGAUGGCCAGAAUGAUAUGUUGAAUCAUAUGACCAAUCCAGUGAAAUAUGAAGGAUAUAAUACUAACAAUAAUAAUAAUAUGCAAAAUCAAUAUCAUCAACAACAAAUGAUUGACGAGGCUGAGAGUCAAAAAGGAUUCUGGGCUAAGUUAUGUUGUAAAUAG
This is a messenger RNA of Hemisphaericaspora subhashii, 1536 nucleotides long. It is a transcript of the gene YCK2, whose product is annotated as serine/threonine protein kinase. Gene Ontology annotation, cellular component: cytoplasm; nucleus. NCBI's taxonomy places the organism in Eukaryota, Fungi, Ascomycota, Pichiomycetes, Serinales, Debaryomycetaceae. Gene Ontology annotation, molecular function: ATP binding; protein serine/threonine kinase activity. Gene Ontology annotation, biological process: peptidyl-serine phosphorylation; endocytosis; signal transduction. The record is from RefSeq and is a predicted model, not a curated record. The transcript has a single exon. The coding region runs from base 1 to 1536 and encodes 511 amino acids.